Pundamilia nyererei is the source of this 4281-nucleotide messenger RNA. RefSeq names its product anoctamin-1-like. Gene Ontology annotation, cellular component: plasma membrane. NCBI's taxonomy places the organism in Eukaryota, Metazoa, Chordata, Actinopteri, Cichliformes, Cichlidae. The record is from RefSeq and is a predicted model, not a curated record. The transcript is spliced from 22 exons. Gene Ontology annotation, molecular function: intracellularly calcium-gated chloride channel activity; protein dimerization activity. Gene Ontology annotation, biological process: chloride transmembrane transport.
UGCUCACUCACUUUAGUAGCACCACAAUCCAGACAAAAACAGGGCUUUACACAGAGCUUUAAAGGAAGACAAACACAGAAAAGUGGCAAGUCACUGAAAAAUAAGAGUAGAGGCGGGGCUAUCAAAGCCCAGCAGAGUCAUAUAGUGAAAAAUCUCAAACAGGAGGCAAACACAGAGAGACCUAAGGCAGAACCAGGACUAUUCUCUGUAAGAAAACAACUCUUCACCACAAAAGUUUACCGUUUUUUCUACCUGGACAAUGACAGAGAAUGUAGAAGAUCAAGUCAACUUCUCUCAAACCUCUGGGUCUGAGCAACAGACACCGCAUUUUCUACGAGAUGUCAUCUUCCACGGCAAGUUUAAGCGGCUGAAGGCUCUAACUCCAGAGGAAAAUACCCGCUCCCAGCAUGGGCUCUUCUUCCAGGAUGGUCAACGGCGUGUUGACUACGUGCUCACCUAUGCCGUGAAGAAGUCGAGUGGAAGCCACUCCACUCGCCAGUCAGUGCAUCUCCUCACUGAGAAUGUUGUUACCCGCAGCUUCCGCCAUGGUCCUCAGAGUGGUGGCGAAAAGCUCCGAGCCAAGCAAACACAAAGGACGAAAGACUCAUCCUCCGUACAUUCAUCGACGGUUAUCGACAUGGAGUUGGGCUGUUCAGGAGAAAUCUUCAAUAGCCAGGAGGAUCAAAAGGCAUUCAGACGAGAGGAGUUUGAAGGAAAACUGAGAGACAUGGGGCUAGAGCUGGAAAAAGAUGAAGAUGGCAAGAUUCCAGGAGUGUACUUUGUGAAAAUACAUGCUCCCUGGAACGUUCUGUGUCGAGAAGCUGAAUUCAUGAAGUUAAAGAUGCCCACCAAAAAAGUCUAUGAGGUCAAGCAGUCAAACAGUAUUGUGGAGAAGAUCAGUACUCUGAUUAGUAAAAUUCUGGAGCCCCUCCACCCACAUGUUGAGGAACAUCAACCCAAGAACGUCAAACACCUGUCACACACGUUCUCUAGGGAAAAGCAACACCUAUUUGACCUAUCAGACAAAGAUUACUUCUUCGACAGCAAAACCAGGAGUUCAAUAGUAAGUAUCACCAGUCUCCUUGGUAGUGGGGUGUAUACUGCAGCUUAUCCUCUUCAUGAUGGAGACAUUGAUGAGGAGAGUGCAGACCCCAAUGACAGAAAGCUUUUAUAUGAGGAGUGGGCAAACUACGGCGUAUUCUACAAGUACCAGCCAAUCGGACUUGUGCGGAAGUAUUUUGGUGAGAAGAUUGGGCUGUACUUUGCUUGGCUAGGCCUGUAUACCCAGAUGCUAAUUCCUGCCUCACUAGUGGGGGUCAUUGUCUUUUUGUAUGGAUGUGCCACAGUUGAUGACAACAUUCCAAGCAUGGAGAUUUGUCAUCCAAGGAACAACAUCACCAUGUGUCCACUGUGUGACAGAGUAUGCAGCUACUGGAAACUUAGCACCGCCUGUGGGACUGCCCGGGCAAGUCAUCUCUUUGACAAUCCUGCCACAGUUUUCUUCUCUAUAUUCAUGGCUCUCUGGGCUGCCAUGUUCAUGGAGCAUUGGAAAAGGAGGCAGAUGAGACUCAACUAUGAAUGGGACCUUACAGGGUUCGAGGAUGAGGAAGAAGCUCUCAAGGAUCACCCCAGGGCUGAGUACGAAUUCAAAGUAAUGAAAAAGUCUCUAAGGAAACGUCAAAAGUCCCAGGACAAGAUAGAAAAGCUUACAUUUCAGGACCGUCUGCCUGCCUACAUGACUAACAUCGUCAUGAUGUUGUUAAUGAUUGGUGUUACAUUUGCCAUUGUGUUUGGUGUGAUCCUCUACCGCAUCUCCACCAAAGCUGCUCUUCAUAUGAGUUCCAGUCUGAUCACAAGGAACCAUGUGCAGCUGACAGUUAAAACCACUGCAGCCAUCAUCAACCUUGUGGUCAUCCUUAUACUGGAUGAGGUAUAUGGAGCUGUGGCACGAUGGCUUACUGUAUUAGGUAAGUUUUGUAUAAAACCUAUCAUAGCUACUGUAUACCGCCCCCCCAAACCUAACCCUGUUUUCCUCAGUGACUUUGCUAAUCUACUAACCCAUCUUUCAUCUCUCUCCCCAAAUGUGAUCUUGGUGGGAGAUUUCAACAUUCACAUGGACAAUAAUGACCUUCUGCUCAGCAGAGACUUUUCCUCCUGUCUCGAAGGCUCUCAAUUUAAACAAUUUAUCGACUUUUGCAAGUGCUGUUGUGUCGUCUUGACAAGAGAGGUCGUGUUUGCAUACUGUGUCAGGUCAUCUUUUUGCCCAGAUAUCCACACAGUCAGUAAAAAAAGUGCAGUUGUUGCUGUCUUUGCAACAAGAACGGAGAAUACUGUCAUUUUGUUUUAGGUGUACUUUUAAAAAUUCCUUCUUUUCUGUGGUUGACUUUAGUGUGGGAUUGUUUUACAGUGUGCUCAUGGAGGCUGUCUGAUGGAGCUGUGUAUCCAGCUGAGUAUCACCAUGUUGGGAAAGCAACUUAUCCAGAACAACCUUUUUGAGAUUGGAAUACCCAAACUGAAGAAACUGAUUCGAUACAUUCGGUCAAAGCAAGGAGCUUUUCAGGAAGAAGAGAGACAGAAGAAGUUGACGAGAUAUGAAACCGACCAUUUUCUGGAGCCAUUUGGUGGAUUAACUCCUGAAUAUAUGGAAAUGAUCAUCCAGUUUGGUUUUGUUACAUUGUUUGUGGCAUCCUUCCCGCUGGCUCCACUCUUUGCUCUGCUCAACAACAUCAUUGAAAUACGACUUGAUGCCAAGAAAUUUGUGACGGAGCUGCGAAGACCAGUGGCAGCAAGAGCUAAAGACAUCGGAAUAUGGUACAACAUACUGAGAGGGGUAGCAAAGGUUGCUGUCAUCAUUAAUGCAUUCGUUAUCUCCUUCACAUCAGACUUCAUCCCUCGGAUGGUUUACCAGUACAUGUACAGUCCUGAUGGCUCCAUGCAUGGAUUUGUCAACCAUACACUGUCUUAUUUUAAUGUCAGCCACUUCCAGGAUGGCAAAGAACCCAUGGAUCCAUCACACUUUGGCUACCCUGUUGUAAUAUGCAGGUAUAAAGACUACAGAGAACCACCUUGGUCAAACACACCAUAUGAGCUAUCCAAGGAAUUCUGGGCAGUGCUGGCUGUCCGUCUGGCUUUUGUUAUUGUUUUCCAGAACGUUGUGAUGCUCAUGAAUGACAUUGUUGACUGGCUAAUCCCAGACAUCCCAAAAGAUAUCAGCCUGCAGAUCCACAAGGAGAAGAUUUUAUUGGUAGAGCUGUUCAUGAAAGAAGAGCAGGGCAAGAGCUAUAUCAUUGACAGCAGCACUUCAACAGAUGGAAAGGAAAACUGCAGCAAACACAACAACAACAGCAAAGUGGCGCCCCCACGCUCCCGACGGCAUACCAGCAGCACCAAAAGCUUCUAACAGCCAUGCUAGCAGCUAUGGCUAGUAGCUAUUAGUUUAAUUGUUGUUAGCAUGUCGAAGCUUGCUAUUAGUUCUCUCUCAGGACAGACUAAAUUGUAUGUAAAUUGUAUGUUUUCUUAAUAUUCUUAACAUUCCAAUGACUGGGACAGCAGUUGGCCAAAGAGAUGUGAGAAAAUUAAAUCUGUGGCCAAAUAUGUUGCAUGUUUUUGUUGAGCUGUGAAACUCUGUCACUCCAUGUGUGCACCCUCAAAUGUAUUUAUGUGCUUAAGAAUGUCUGAUUGUGUACUCAAAUUAAUGACUUUGUAAAUCAAAAUGUAAAAGUGUAUUCAUUCUUACAUGCAUUACAGCUAAAAAUUUUUAUAUAAUCCUUUAAAUACUCACAAAUGUUAGAAUACGCACAAAAAUGAUGACAAAUUGUGUGCAUAAUUUUUUUUACCAGCAUACACAUUAGAAUCAGAAAAUGUGAAUUCAAAGAAAUCAAUAUAGAAACUUCAUUAAACUGUGACUAAUCAAAAUUUACAACCUGCUGUUAGAAAAUAAACAUUUUUAACUCGCUGUAUGGAACAAAAUUUAAAUCAGAAUUUUUUUUUUAUUAAAUUCUCCUUGAAUAACACAGGUCUGCAACCAAAAAACUGAAUAGGAUUUGUUUGACUGAAACUGGGAAAAAUAUUUUUAAAAUUCCAAAAACCUGGUAUCCUAUACUUGAGUCAAAAAACCAUAUCCAGUAACGUUUUCUAAAAGCAAGAGAAUAGAAAAUGUGAGGAAUUGAGAAGGGGGCGGAUACUGGGAGUUUGCGCUGUGAGGAGCUCAGAUGGUCCAUGUCCCAUUCUUCAAGACAUCCCAACAGAUCUAUUUUGUUCAGUGGUAAGGAAUCUCAGAAA